UCGUCGAGAGCACACGUCUAUAUCCGCCGUCUUCCGACCGAAACGAGCGCGUCGAUCGCUAUUGAGUUAAAGUCCCCAGACCACGAGUGCGUGUGUGAUUUUCAAUUUAUAAAAAUACAUAUUAAAGCGUUUCCAAUGCUUCGCUUAGUGUGACAAAUAUUUAAAAAAAAAAUACAAAACAGUUGAUAGGCAAAAAGAACUUCCCAGAGGAUUACAAACGCACCGCUUUCUGAACCCAAAAAGCCGCCAACAUAGCCGAACUAACCGCCGUAUUUAUGACUAAGAUGAUUCCGCCGGUUCCCACCGCCGCCGCAGCCGUCAUGAUGCCCACGCCCAAGCAGAAGAUCGGAUUCAGCAUCGAGUCCAUUGUGGGCAACGAUGUCAGAACUGCCGCCGGCAAUUCGACACCGGAGCUAUCGUCCGGCCCCCAGAGUCCGCCGUCCGGCGAGCGGAAUGUGCCCGGUUCGCCGCCACAAACGCCGCCCGCAACUUUGACUUUGAUACCCGGCUCGCCUCCGCACCACCUGAUGGCUCCUCCUGCCCACGGAUUGCCCUAUCCGCAUCCACAGCAGCAGCAGCACCAGCAUAUGCCACCUCAGCCACAUCCGCAUCCGCAUCUAUCGCCCGCCCAGCAGCACGUUCUGCACCAGCACCUACUCAUGCAACAACAACAACAACAACAGCAACACCAGCAGCAUCAGCAUCCUGGCACCCCCAAGAACCACCAGGACAUCCAGGAGCUGCUGCAGCGACUGCAUCACAACGCCGCCAUGGCCAGCGGAUUGAGUCCGCUGCAGACACGCCUCUCCCCCGAAGCGGAGCAGCCUCAAAAGCCGAUCUCCAUCAAGCGCGAACGCUCACCUGCACCACCUGCUCUGGAGCAGGCGGAGAAUCCCGCCCAGCGCAUCCAGCCACCGCACACUCCUCCGAAGUCCGUGAGCCCUCAAUCUUCGCAGCCGUCUUCGUCACCCACUCUGCUCAUCAGCAGCCCGCAUGCCACGCCCCCGCAGCAGCAUCAGCAGCAGCCGCCCAACUAUCCAAAGCCUGCCAUGAUGCAUCCCGGAGGAGCGGGUCCCGGCAUGAUGAUGCCGGGCAUGCCACCGGCCGGCCUUGUUCGACCCUUUCCCAUGGGACCCGGCGGACCGCCAAUGGCGCCGGGACAACCGGGCAUGCCGGACAUCAAGGCCCUGCCGCCGUACAUCAACGCUCCGCCGGAGAUGCAGCCGCAGCACAAUCCGCAUCUCAUUGCCGCCGCCCAGUUCCAAAUGGCCGCCGCCCUGCAGGCCGGUCAUGUGUUAGGUCCUGCGGCUGCGGCCGCUGCUGCCGCCGGCCUGCCGCCCCACGCCGCCCAGUUUAUGCCCAAUCCGGGCAUGGCCAGGGAUAGCUAUCAGCUGUACCCCUGGCUGCUCAGUCGCCACGGAAGGAUCUUUCCACACCGAUUCCCUGGAAGUUUUCUGGUGCCCCCGUUCCGCAAACCCAAGCGCAUUCGCACCGCCUUCUCCCCCUCGCAGCUGCUGAAGCUGGAGCACGCCUUCGAGAGCAACCAGUACGUGGUGGGGGCGGAACGCAAGGCCCUGGCCCAGACCCUCAAUCUCUCCGAGACGCAGGUGAAGGUGUGGUUCCAGAACCGCCGCACCAAGCACAAGCGGAUGCAGCAGGAGGACGAAAAGGGCGAUGGCCAGGGAUCGCAGAGGAAUAUGCACAACGGCAGUGGCGAUGAGGACGACGACGAGCUGAUCGACAUGGAGAUGGACGAGUGUCCCAGCGAUGAGGAGCACGAGCUGGACGCCAGCCAUUGAAUACAAAAUCCAGGAGAUAAUCCUGCGGCGGUCCGUGAGUUCCUUACCCUGGCGAUGGGGUCCAGUUCCAGUUUCGAGGGUUCCCAGUCGAACCAUCGCGAAAGUAACAUAGUUUGUUUUGUUGUGAUAUAUUCUUAGAGCGUUCUUAAGGCAUUUAGGCUAGCUGUACAUAACAUAGGAAAGUAUUAGACACCCAUUUCCAUAUCCAUCUCCCUCUCUUAAGAUCCGUGCCAAAUCCUUGCGAAGAAACGAGGUUGAGUAGAGCUCAAAGAAAGCUAGUUGUUUCCUCUAUUUUUCCAAAAUAUCUGAAAACAAAAACACUUAAAAAAGAACCUUAGGCUAGAAACCAUAUAUAACUGUACAAAUCUAAUGGAUUAAGCGUGUAAAUAUUCAUGACAAGCAUUACUUUUAAUUAGUGAAUUUCUCCAGAACAAAUCGUACUCAAAGCCACUACCUAUUGUAUAAUUCUUGUAUAUUGUAUGACGAUCUAGCAUUUAUUUAUGUUUAGUCUUAAGCACGAACCUCUACAGUCGCUCAACUGCAGCUGGAUAUAAUUUAAACCCGUUUAAUAUAUAGCCUUAGUUGCUAGUAACUACUUCCUAAGCCAAGACAACAUGAUUGUAAGA
This is a messenger RNA of Drosophila elegans, 2425 nucleotides long. RefSeq names its product homeotic protein empty spiracles (gene ems). The coding region runs from base 276 to 1799 and encodes 507 amino acids. Gene Ontology annotation, molecular function: DNA binding; DNA-binding transcription factor activity, RNA polymerase II-specific. The transcript has 2 exons. NCBI's taxonomy places the organism in Eukaryota, Metazoa, Arthropoda, Insecta, Diptera, Drosophilidae. Gene Ontology annotation, biological process: regulation of DNA-templated transcription; central nervous system development; brain development. The record is from RefSeq and is a predicted model, not a curated record.